This is a messenger RNA of Hydractinia symbiolongicarpus, 2651 nucleotides long. RefSeq lists its product as uncharacterized. The record is from RefSeq and is a predicted model, not a curated record. The transcript is spliced from 5 exons. Lineage: Eukaryota; Metazoa; Cnidaria; Hydrozoa; Anthoathecata; Hydractiniidae. The coding region runs from base 223 to 1890 and encodes 555 amino acids.
AUGUAGAUGGAGCAGAUUUCGUUGAUAAGAGUCUAGUUUAAUCAAUGGUUGAGAAGAUUUUUCAGUAGUUUUCUGCUGUGAGUUAUGAUGGCAAGCCUUAAAAGAUGAUAGUCACUGAUAGAUUGAAGAGUUGUUUAAAAAAUUAUGGAUUGUGGAAUGUAUUGGCACUUGGUUUUCAAUCUUUAAUUUUCACAAAUAAGUAUAUGGCUUGCAUUUGUCGCGAUGAUUAAAUCUCGCGAAGCAUGGACAAUAGGGAAAAUGUUUAAGAGGAUUACAGGAUUGAUAAUAAACAAAUCGUGGCGAAAGAUAUAUAAAAAAAUGGCUACAAAGUCAAUUGAAGUUAGUAAAGGACCUUCAUAUAGCAUUUCAAAACUUGUGUUAGAGUAUUGCGAAAAAUGGCAAGACCAGUCUUUUGUGCCUGGCGAAAAGUUUCCCUUUCCAGGUCUGGAAACCGCAGAUGGUUUCACGUUUGUUGAAGCAGUUGCGCAGGAAAUGCCUGAGUAUGAUAACCGAGAUGAAGACGUUUAUGAAGACAAAGACUUGCAGCUUCGUAUUACAGUCCAUGCUGACAGCGCCAUGCAUAAGGUUGAAACUGCAAAAGGUUCCGAAACGUUACUAAAAAAAUUGAGCAAGUGGUUAAUCGGCGAUUCCGAGGAUUACAUGAAAGUUUUGAAUCAUGAAAUUCUUGAGAGCACAGAGCAGUAUCAUAAAAUUUGCGUGGUUUUGAUUGUCGAUUCCUACGUCGUUAGUCACGUAAUUGGAGAAGUUUCUGAUUCUCCAUUCUAUGAUGUUGUAUGGAACCCAGUGAUGAAUAGUUUAAUCCAGGAAGGAGUCUGUUAUGCGCACGGAAAGGUGCCUGUCGCAUUGCGCGACGGAUUAAGAAAGCAGAUUGACAAUUUAGCUAAAAACACACCAAUUGAUUUUCAUCCUAACUCGAAGGAUAUUGUGCGUGAUCUGGUCCAUCCAGCAUUGUAUACCUACGUGAAGGGUGUUUCGAAAUUAACUUCAAAAACACCUAAAGAAGUGUCGUCUGAAGAAAAGUUUGAUUUCUGGGGACGACCCUAUGAAGACUCGAAAUACCAGUGGUUGCCUACACCGUUUAGCAUUUCAGAUGAUGGAAAAUGUAGCAUAGCUGAGUAUAUUAACAACCUUAACAGAGAAAAGUUUUCAGGCCUCUACACUGAAUUAGAGUCACUGUUUAAUAUUUUUCUGCCAUAUUUUGAAGAAGUUUGGUCUUAUGCGAAAACAAUGAAAUUUUUUAAAGAUCCUGAGGAAAACGAGGAACAAAGCACAGAACCACCAUUUGUCAAGGAGCCUGUUAGUUUCAAAGGAAAGGAAUUGCAAGUGAUCGUUAAAAUUGUAGAGUACAAGUUACAGCCAGGACAGUCAUACGAGGGGGUGUGGCAUGCAGAAGGAAUGUCCCAUGAGAAUAUCGUUAUGACAGGUAUUUAUUUUUUGGAUCGCGACAUGGAUAUUACUGGUGGAGAUUUGCGAUACAAGCGUGCUUUCACCGUUUAUGAACGCAAUCAAAUAUUUUGGAAUGUAGCACAAGAACGCCCCUCUGUGGUCAAUACGUUUGCGUCAGAAGGGUUUGUGCCACUUGGAAGAUUCCCAACUGAAGAAGGAUUCAUGCUGGUGUUUCCAAACUGCCAUAUCCACAAGAUAGCUAAAAUGGUAAACACAGCUGCAAAUAAAGCAGCUUCGCGUCGUAUUGUCGUGUUUUUUGUGGUGAAUCCGGAGAAAAAAAUUAUUUCAACACGUGAAGUUCCGAAGCAACAAGAUGUUAUCAGUUUGACUGAGGCGAAGAGGUAUCGACUGGAAUCGAUGGCUGAACGGAAAUACGACAAGGAAAAGCUGAAUGUUCGAGACAUUGAACUCUGCGAGCAUUAAUGACGAACUUUACUUUGGAUAUAUAUUCGGUUAACAGUACGAUAUAUCUCUGAUAUUAUUUAAUAGUGUUUCUAUUUAUCAAAAAUCAUUUUUUGAUGUUUAAAUACAAAAAACAUUGCUUUUCAUGCAUAUUAAAGCUCAUUCGAGUUUCUGUUUCCUUCUGUUUUCUUUCAAAAUGUCUCUUCAAACUUCCAUGUUUGGCAGGGUGGACAUUUUGAGCCAAUUGUCAACUUUUUUAUUGGAACGAAUUUCUUAAUUUUUUUAAAUAUAAUAGCUAUAGAUUUAAUUUAGAGCGUUGUGUUUUGUAGAACCAUUAUUUAGAUAUUUAUUUUUUUUUUGUAUUAGAUAUUUUUUCUCAUCAGAAUUUAUCAACAAUAUUGUGUAACAACUCUCCUUAAAUUUCUUAGUGGUAGGGAAAUUUUCACCGGUAAGGCCAAUCGCAAAAGGAAAUAUAUUUCCGCGGGGAUUCGCAAUUGAGGUUCAACAAUAUUUUUCAACUUGAAACAGUUGUUUUGGAAAAUUUUCUUAUCGCUAACGGAAUCUUAUCUCAUUUCAACGGACGGUUAAAAAAGUAUGCGCAUUUAUUUAGGACACGAUGUAGUGGUUUGUAGUCAAUUAUUGUUUUUUUUUGUAGCAAUAUUUUGGUUAGAAAUUUGGCCAUUAGUUCGCCCAUUACUUUUCAAGUUCAACAUGUUCUUAUAUUCAAGUUUAGCAUACAUUUAGGUUGAGCAUUAUUUCAUAGAUAAGAAUCUAGUGAAACA